AGGCAGUUAGAAUCAUGUUGCGGCUUCUGGCAGUCUGUUGUACCUUAUACGUGGCGUUGGCUGCUCAGGCGCCGGUUGUGCAGCUGAACGAUGGCAACAAGAUGCCGGUGCUGGCCCUCGGCACUGGACGAGGGACCGCCCCACCGUCCGCCUCCGUCGAUGAGGUCCGUCAAGCGGUCUUCUGGGCUAUAGAAGCCGGGUACCGCCACAUUGACACCGCGGCUGUAUACCAUGACGAGGAGCAAGUCGGCCAGGGAAUCGCUGAGGCCAUAGACAAGGGGCUGGUGACUAGAGAAGACCUGUUUGUUACUACUAAGUUGGGGAAUAGUGACCACCGCCAGGAGAAGGUGGUCCCCGCUCUCCGCAAGUCUCUGAAGGAACUCGGCCUGGCCUACGUAGACCUCUACUUGAUACACUUUCCUUCGGCUGUGAGGGAUGAUGAUAGUGACGAUGACACCUCCGAAGACAUCGACUUCGUGGAGACGUGGAGAGGCAUGAUGGAGGCGAAGAAGCUCGGCCUGGCGCGCUCCAUCGGUGUGUCCAACUUCAACAGCUCGCAGGUCGACCGCCUGAUGUGCAUGGAGAUCCCGCCUGCGGUUAACGAGAUUGAGGUGAACCCCACCAUGACUCAAGAACCCCUGGUACGCCACUGCCACAACCUGGGCGUUAGGGUGAUGGCAUACAGCCCCCUCGGGUUCGUGGUGUCGCGCGGCAACAGCAAAACACCGCCGCCGCAGGCCGAUGACCCCGUAUUAGUGGCCCUGGCCAAGAAGUACAAUAAGAGUGUACCGCAGAUUGUGCUGCGUUACUUGGUGGACCGCAAUCUGAUCCCCAUCCCCAAGUCCACGAACAAGGACAGGAUCGUCGCCAACAUCGACAUCUUCGACUUCAGCCUCACCGAGGACGAGAUCAACACCAUGAAUGCCUUCAACAAGAACAUCAGAGUGAUUGACUUUCACGGCUGGGAGGGAUACCCUUACUUCCCGUUCAAUCAUUUGGAGGAAUAAGGAUGUUCCUUAAUGUUUCUGAAUAAAUGUUUCAC
Messenger RNA from Aricia agestis (brown argus), 1042 nucleotides. Its product is annotated as aldo-keto reductase AKR2E4-like. Gene Ontology annotation, cellular component: cytosol. The transcript has 7 exons. Gene Ontology annotation, molecular function: aldose reductase (NADPH) activity. NCBI's taxonomy places the organism in Eukaryota, Metazoa, Arthropoda, Insecta, Lepidoptera, Lycaenidae. Bases 15 to 1007 code for a protein of 330 amino acids. The record is from RefSeq and is a predicted model, not a curated record.